Messenger RNA from Lasiodiplodia theobromae, 1275 nucleotides. Its product is annotated as Glycosyltransferase family 25. The record is from RefSeq and is a predicted model, not a curated record. The coding region runs from base 1 to 1275 and encodes 424 amino acids. The transcript has 2 exons. Lineage: Eukaryota; Fungi; Ascomycota; Dothideomycetes; Botryosphaeriales; Botryosphaeriaceae.
AUGCUGCCAUUCACUCACUCGCGCCGCUCGAGCUCCGUGCUCGCCUUCUUCAUCAUCGCCAUCCUGUUCCUGCUCUGGAACCAUGAGGAGGCCGCAGCGCAUUUGCCUGCGACCAUUUCCGAAUUCACCCCCACCGUUUGGUCUGACUACCUGUCUGCCGGCGACGUGGCCCCGCUUGUCGGUACUGCCAACGCCACGCUUGGGUUCGACGCCAUCCUUGCCGUCUCCCCGCGCGAGACCUGGCGCUCUGCCGGCCUGCAGGCCGCUGCGCGCCGUACGAACCUAUCCAUCACAAUCCCGGCACAGCGACCACCCACCGAUGCCGAGGUUGCGGCCUUCGUCGCGCGUAAUCCAUCGCACAUACUCAAUGACGGCUCCGCGAAGGCCUGGCUCGGCCAUCUGCAGGUCAUGCAAGCCGCCCGCAACUAUUCGUCCGCCCUAAUCAUGGAAGACGAUGCGGACUGGGACGUCCGUAUCCACGAGCAAGCGGCGCUGGUGGCCGAGGCGGUGCGCAAUUUGACGGUGCCGCGAACUGAGACGCGCGAGUGGCCGUGGGGCGAGGAUUGGGAUGUGCUGUGGCUGGGGCACUGUGGAGAGAGGCUGCCGUAUGACGAGGACGACGAGCCGGGCGAGUUGAUCGAGACGGAAGAGGUCGAGGUGGUGACUGAGAAGGUUGUGACAGUGGCAGCACCGGACGAGGGUGCCGAGCAGACCCCUGCCGCCACCGAGGCCCAGCAACAGAAGGAAAAGGAGAACCUUGAGGCCAAGGUCAAGGCACCGACCAGCAGCACGGAGGAGAAGAUGCCACUAGUGGAUAAGAAGGUCAAACGGCUGCCGCCGGGCGAGCUCCCCGGCGAGGACGACUACAUCACCCUAUAUGACCCGACAUUGCCGCCGACCAUCGGCUCGUACGACCCCCGUAUGUCGGGCGACAGCGAGGACACGCGGUGGGUGCAGCACGCGGCCGGGCCCAUCUGCACCUUUGCCUACGCCGUCACGGGUACCAGCGUGCAGCGUAUGCUCGCCAUGGAGCACGGCAACGAGCAGGCUUUCGACUUGUGGCUCCACACCCGCUGCCGCAACCGUGAGCUGCGCUGCUUCACCGUCAACCCGGAGAUGUUCCACCACCACAUUGCCGCAGGGUUGCCGUCCAGCCUCGUGAAUGAGGGACAGGUCGGUAGCGGUGGGAAGAACUACACAGAGAACAUCAUGUACAGCGCCCGCUGUAAUUGGAACAAGUCGGAUGAUAACCUGGUGAGCUGCCGGCACGGCUGA